Messenger RNA from Musca vetustissima, 648 nucleotides. RefSeq lists its product as uncharacterized. Lineage: Eukaryota; Metazoa; Arthropoda; Insecta; Diptera; Muscidae. The record is from RefSeq and is a predicted model, not a curated record. The transcript has a single exon. The coding region runs from base 1 to 648 and encodes 215 amino acids.
AUGCGGACUUUGUUGGUAUUGUGUUUGGUGGCCACAGCAUGUGCCCAAUACAAUUACGGUAGUAGCGGUUCAUCGAAACUAUUGGGAAGUUCGUCGGCUCCAGCUCCCGUUGUUGGUGGUGUCCACAAGGAAUUUUAUUAUUUUACAGCUCCCGAAGGUUUACUUGAUGAUCCACAUGCUAGUGAAAUUUUGGCAGCUGCUUCGAAAAAGAAAAUCCGUGUCAUCUUCAUCAAGAAUCCCGAAAAUAAGGCAUACGAAGAUGCUGUUGCUAAACUAGUGAAACAGGCUAUGGAACAACGUACCGCCAUCUAUGUGCUUACCAAACAACCUGAUUUGAAUGAAUUGGCCAACAAAUUCAAUGCCAUUCGUAGCAAUGUCAAUGCCAAGCCAGAAGUUCAUUUUGUUAAAUAUCGUACACCGGAAGAUGCGGCCAAUGCUCAACGCGCCAUUCAAAGCCAAUAUGAUUCAUUGGGCGGUACUUCGCAAAAUUUCAAUGGUGGUGUUGCUCCAGUAAUUAAUUUUGCUUCGGCAGCUCAGAAUUACGGUAAACAAAGUGCUGCUUCCACUGCUGUGCCAGCUCAAAGUCCUGAAAGCAUUUAUUUGCCAUCGGCAAUUUUACGUAAAUAUCGUACUCAGCGUCGUGUUUAA